CGACACGUGAGGUGCGGAUAGGACCAUGGCUCAGAACCUGAAGGAUUUUGCUGGCCGUCUCCCUGCCGGUCCCCGUGGGAUGGGGACAGCUUUAAAGCUGAUGCUUGGAGCUGGUGCUGUGGCAUUUGCUGUGAAGGAGUCUGUAUUUACAGUGGAAGGAGGACAGAGAGCAAUUUUCUUCAACAGAAUUGGUGGCGUUCAGAAGGACACGAUUCUGUCAGAGGGGCUUCAUUUCAGGAUUCCUUGGUUUCAGUACCCAAUAAUUUAUGAUAUCCGCGCAAAACCACGAAAAAUCUCAUCCCCCACAGGAUCUAAAGACCUGCAGAUGGUGAACAUUACCCUUCGCGUGCUGUCUCGCCCAUUGGCAUCUGAGCUUCCUUUGUUGUAUCAGAGACUUGGUCUGGAUUAUGAAGAGCGAGUUCUGCCAUCUAUCGUAAAUGAAGUGCUUAAGAGCGUGGUGGCGAAAUUCAAUGCGUCCCAGCUAAUAACCCAGCGAGCACAAGUGUCUUUGUUGAUUCGCCGGGAGUUAACGGAGCGAGCAAAGGACUUCAAUCUUAUUCUGGACGACGUUGCGAUCACUGAGCUAAGCUUCAGCAGAGAGUAUACUGCGGCUGUUGAGUCUAAACAAGUAGCCCAGCAAGAGGCUCAGCGAGCUCAGUUCUUAGUAGAAAAAGCAAAGCAAGAGCAGCGGCAGAAGAUCGUACAGGCAGAGGGAGAGGCCACAGCCGCAAAGAUGAUAUCCUUUUAUUGCUCCUGUCACCCCUGA
Messenger RNA from Bombina bombina (fire-bellied toad), 766 nucleotides. RefSeq names its product prohibitin-2-like. Lineage: Eukaryota; Metazoa; Chordata; Amphibia; Anura; Bombinatoridae. The record is from RefSeq and is a predicted model, not a curated record. Bases 26 to 766 code for a protein of 246 amino acids. Gene Ontology annotation, cellular component: mitochondrion; membrane. The transcript is spliced from 7 exons. Gene Ontology annotation, biological process: mitochondrion organization.